AUGUCAUUGGAAGAUUGUCCAAGGUCUGGACGUCCUCUGGAAAUUGAUAUUGAACAAUUAAAAGUCCUGAUCGAAGACAAUCCACGAUUAACUACCAGUGAAUUAUCAGCUAUGCUUCUAUGCAAUCACUCCACCAUCGAUCGGCAUUUACAUGAAAUUGGAAAAGUUAGUAAACUUGAAACAUGGGUUCCACAUCAAUUAAGCUCGGACAAUAUACAGCAAAGAAUCACCAUAUGCAAUUCUUUUUUGUCAAAACGCACCCGACACAAGUUUCUUCAACAGAUUGUCACUGGUGAUGAAAAGUGGGUCCUGUAUGUCAACCAUACACUCAAGCGUCAAUGGGUCAAUCCUGAAGAUUUGCCUGAACCUUAACCAAAAAACGACCUGCAUCCGAAAAAAACUAUGCUGUCGAUCUGGUGGGAUUUCGAAGGUAUUAUCUACUGGGAACUUCUACCACCUAAUACCACGGUCGACUCGAACCUUUACUGCAAACAACUUGAGAAUUUGAAAAUUGCACUACAAGGAAAUCGUCCAGAAAGACGAAAAGUUCGAUUGCUUCACGAUAAUGCAAAACCUCAUAUCUCAAAAGUUACUCGCCAGAAGCUGGAAGAAUUAGGGUGGGAGGUCUUACCUCAUCCACCAUAUUCAUCAGAUCUGGCACCUUCUGAUUAUCAUCUGUUCUGGUCGCUCUGCAAUCACCUGGUGAAAAAGCAUUUUGAUGAUCGACUACAUCUAAAAUCGGACCUCGAGAGUUUCUUUUCGUCUUUAUCAAAGAAAUUCUUUGAAGAUGGCAUUCUCGAUUUGCCUAAAAGAUGGGAGUAUGUCAUAGACAAUAAUGGUAUAUAAGUUGUCGAUUAGUGACAUUCUGUUUCAAUAAAAUCAUGAAAUAUUGAAAAGAAAAAAAAUCGGCGGAGACUUUUGCACCAACCCGAUAUUUCGGUAUCUAUUCACAGACACCAUCAUCAGACAAAAAACAC
Rotaria sp. Silwood1 is the source of this 977-nucleotide messenger RNA. Lineage: Eukaryota; Metazoa; Rotifera; Eurotatoria; Philodinida; Philodinidae. The record is from the annotation of a GenBank genome assembly.